AUGUCCACUUUACGGAGGCCGUACACUUCUAGCCCUGAGCUCCCAACAUGCGGCCUUAUCGAACUCUUCUUAAACCGGGUUAUAGAGUUUCCAGAAAAACUUGCUGUCAUUGAUGGCAAUAUUAUGCUUACAUACCGUCAACUUCUCGAGAGGGUCAAACAAUUUGCAUUUAUCCUCCGUAAUUUCAGAGAAAUUAUGCUAGAGGAGCCCAUUGCGAUUCUCACCUCGAAGGGACUUGACCAUAUCAUAUCUCAAAUGGCUAUUAUAUUUUGUGGAGGGACUUGUCUGCCCCUGGACCCGACCUGGUCAGAUGAGCAGCUUAAACGUCGACAAUCCGACACUGGGUUCAAGAUCGUUAUUGCGGAUCAGCAGAAUAUUCAUCGACCUUCUGCUGCAACUAAAAUUUUGAUUUUUUAUGAAGACUUGGACAAGGUUAAAGACUACCAAGGACUAAGCCACAUUCCCACCUCAUCUAAGUCCCGAUCUCAUAUUUUAUUCUCGUCUGGGACAACCGGGGUUCCAAAGGGUAUUCAGGUAGCCGUUCAUGGAAUACACCGAUUGAACUUUUGGUUUCAGUUCAAGCCGAGCGAUCGCAUUGCCCACGUCAAUAAUGUCGUGUUCGAUGCUUGUAUCCAGGAUAUUUGGUGUCCCUUGAUCUCUGGCGGCACUGUAAUAAACAUCCCUAAAGAAUUAAUGCUGGAUCCAUUCAAGUUUGCGGAAGCUAUCAAAACCUACCGGAUUACUUGGGUACUCCUUACCAACGCGCUCUUCAAUGCGAUCGCCAUUGCAUGCCCAACGGCCUUCGAAACAGUGGAUAUUGUUGUGGCAGCUGGAGAUGCCCCAAAUACCUCCGUUAUGAAGCUCGUUCUCGAAAGAGGCCCUCCUGGGCGAUUACUUAAUGGUUAUGGCCCCUCAGAGUGCUCUAUUCUUUCUUCGACAUACGAUGUAACUCUUGAGGAUGCAACUUUGGGUACAAUGAGCAUUGGAAGACCAUUGCUAGAUGGUGACUACCAUGUUCUCGAUGAGAACCUCAGGCCUGUCGCCGGCACCGAUGUGGGAGAGCUAUAUAUAAGUGGUCCUGGUCUUUCGCCAGGGUACCUCAAUAGACCCGACCUCAAUGAGAAAUCGUUCCUCAACCUACGCAACUUAACUCAUGGCGGGCCUCUCCGUGUCUAUAAGACAGGUGAUUUAGUAAGGCGUCGCGAAGGAUCUGAUCUUCUCGAGUACGUAGGACGUCGAGAUAAUCAAAUCAAACUUUCGGGCCACCGUAUCGAGUUGGAAGUGAUCGAAGCUUUCCUUGCCGGCACCGGCCUUGUUUCCGCGGCUGCGGUAAUCAAGAUACAGCCCCGGGAGGUGGAGUCCCCUGCUUUCCUUCAAGCGUAUGUAGUACUCAACCCUCCAGCAAAUCUCGAUUCCCUUGCCAAGAAAGUAAGGGAGAAGUACCCGGAGAAUUUGGUUCCUCGUCUGACACCCAUCGAUCGCUUCCCACUAACUCCAAACGGGAAAACUGAUCGUAAGGCCUUAGAAGCCUUAUGCCUCGAAUCUAUUGAACAGGCCCGCCUCAAAAUAAAAGGAAACUUUGAUAUCAGCUACAAAAAUCUUUUAACUGUUGAUAAGUUGAAGUUUAUUUGGUCUGAGAUACUCUUGGUUCCGCCUGAGGAGAUUAAACCCACCGAUAAAUUCUUUUCCCUCGGAGGAUCAUCAAUUAAUAUUGCGAGCCUCGUCUCCGAAAUUUACAAAAAAUUCAAUUUUAACAUAUCGGUGCGUGAUGUUUAUGAACAUCAGACAUUACAGAGAAUGUCAAGAUACAUAGAGUCCGGCUUUUGCCCCAAGACCGCGGCAGCCAAUUCUAAAGAUGUGAGAAAUUACAUGAUAAAUGAUCCCAAACUAGCCGAUGAAUUGGUGCCCCUUCCAGGCCCAAUUUCAAACUGGCGUUGCACGGAGGAGGGAGAUGUGCUCUUAACUGGUGCUACCGGCUUCCUUGGAGCAUUUUUCCUCCAGGCUCUCAUUGAGCUCCCAGAGAUUCAAACCAUUCGAUGCCUAGUACGGGCAAAGGACUCUAAUGAUGGUCAGCUACGAAUCCGAAAGAACCUUCAAAAGUACCACAUAUCGAUUGCGGAUUCAUUGAUGACAUCUAAAUUGACUGUCUUAAGCGGCGAUCUGGCGGAACCCCUCCUAGGGUUAACUCCCGGCGUAUACGAAGAGGUAGCUCGAUCUUGUGCAACCGUCUUCCAUUUGGGAGCCCAUGUGAACUACAUACAGCCAUACACUCUACACCGUCCGGCAAAUAUUGCCGGGACGCUCAAUAUCUUACGUUUCGCCGUUACCGGCAGGAAAAAGACAGUUCAUUAUUCAUCAAGUAUCGGUGCCUACGGGGCUCCCGAUCCUACAGCUUCGGUUAAGAAUUUAGCAGAAUAUUUGCCUGAAGACGAGCCUCUCGAUGCCUUCAUCAACGGCCUUGUAUAUGAUCUUGGCUACUCACAAAGUCAAUUUGCGACGGAGCAAUUGGUUUGGCGGGCUAUUCAAAGGGGACUGCCCAUCUCCAUUUACCGGCCAGGAUUUAUUCUCGGCCACUCAAAAACGGGCUACGGAAAUCCUGACGACUUUUUUGGACGAGUUGCAAUUGCUUGUAUUAAAAUGGGAUUCUAUCCACUACUCCCUAAACAACGGAAAGAAUUUAUUCCGGUAGACCAAGUAGUGAAACAACUACUCCACAUAUCUUCCAAUGAUAAGAAUAUUGGCCGCGCUUACAAUCUAGUCACACUUAGGAACUCCGAAUCAGUGGAGUUAAACGAUACAUUUGAAAUGCUAAGUCGAUGCGUGGGCGUCAAAUUAAAAGGUCUUCCGUACCAAAAAUGGCUCCAAGAGUUGUCAAAGCCACAGAACAGCAAUGGUGUCCUCAAACCAUUGAUUCCUAUGCUGCAAGAGAAAGUAUAUGGAGGUUUGACUCGUUGGGAACUCUAUGAAAAUAUGGCUUUUUACGAAACGACAAAUACUCGUCGCGCAAUUUCAGACUCAGAUGAUCCUCAAGGUUGCCUCCCUCUUGACGAGUCGCUUCUAAAGCUUUACGCUAUUAGAUGGCUCCAACAAGAAACCGAAAUUUGCGACCCCGCAAUAAGAUCAGGACACACCCACGCAAAGAAGAACAACCCCCCGAAGGAUCCUCAUUCCAAAGCGUCGCGGUCGAAGGCUGAACCUAAAGUGAAACUGGGGCAAGGACAGCCUCUAGAUUUUCGUCGGGCAGCAUCUGAACCCCAUGUUUGA
Messenger RNA from Orbilia oligospora ATCC 24927, 3264 nucleotides. RefSeq lists its product as uncharacterized. The coding region runs from base 1 to 3264 and encodes 1087 amino acids. NCBI's taxonomy places the organism in Eukaryota, Fungi, Ascomycota, Orbiliomycetes, Orbiliales, Orbiliaceae. The transcript has a single exon. The record is from RefSeq and is a predicted model, not a curated record.